AUAAUUCGCUUUGAAAAAGAUAAAUAAAACAGGCAGUCUAUUUAUUUAUUUAUUUUCAUCUUAUAACUGUAAUAAAAAAAAAGACAGAAAGAAAUUCAAACUAACAUGCUCAUUUAACUUUAAAUUAAAAUGCCACUCGAACACUGCAGUGACUUGACCGUGCCUAAACUAGGUUAUUAUCAUACAUUUACACAAAAAGGCCCUUUUUUGAUAAGGUUAAAAGCCUUCUAUAACAAAUAUGCCAAAAACUCUAAUAGCACCAUGCAUACCUCACCCCAUUUAUUUGUUUUAUUGUUGCUUUCGUGAUAUUUUCCAUUAAAAUUUGUAAACAUGAAAACUGCUGUUGAACAUCUCUGACUUAAAACUACACUACCCAGGAUGCAAAACGUCGCCAAGAAGGGAUGUCUAUAAUUCUAAGCCGCUUGGGUAAAAAAUAAAUAAUAACAAGCCAACAGCUGAAGUAUUGUAUUACACCCGGGGAACCUGACUACCCUUUAAUAGGACAAGGGUGACACAAAGUAACCCGACUGGUCACGCUCUUUAAAUCUCUCAGAUAUAACGCUGAAAUUAAGAGCACCGAUAGGCUAUUUGAUUUGACACCAGAAUGUUUGGGUAAAUUAUGCCAGAAAACGCAGCGUGGAGCUUGACCUGUAACGCGAGUUUGGAUUUAAUCUUAACGCAAUGGUUCUGGUUUCCUUUGGUCAUCCUGAGGGACCUUUUGAACUAUGGAGCGUUUCAACAUCAUAAGACUGUUGACUGGAGCGCAGCGUAUAUAUAACCGGUCGUAAUGCCACACUAUUGGACGGUACCGAACAGGUGCUAUUUAGACAUUUCAGGUUGUAAAUCAAAGGGACAUAUGAGCUGACAUAUACAGAAUUGUGAGGCAACAAACAUGAUAUGACUAGUAUUAUUAAAUGCAUUAUUAUAUAAGAAUGAAUAUGUAGGGGUUAAGGAGGGGAAAGGCCGGAGAUUUAUUAAUGCUGUAUUAAGUGAUUACAAGACAUGAUGAUAGGAUUCAUUAUGCUGACAUGCCAGGAAUCAUGUCAUAGCACUGUGGCCACAGAUUUGGUGCCCUUUUCUCUCAUCUCUCAUUACUGCUUCAUUUGGAUACUGAUGGGUGUUUGUGCUGCCAGUCUAAAGAGCCUCCACCAUGGGAUGUGUACAGAGUGUAAAACUCAAGCCACGUUUUCAUGAGAAUAUCACCGUCCUGGAACUGCAAGCCUCCAUUGAUCCUAGUCCAACAGUCAUCGAUGAGUCAUCUAAUGUGGUUUUGCGAUACCGUACGCCUUACUUCAGGGCAUCAGCUCAGGUCCAGGUGCCACCCAUGCUUAGCAAAGAUAUCUGGACCGUUGGCUGGAUCCAGGCUUGCAAUCAAAUGGAUUUCUUCAAUAUAUAUGGGAAUGAAGGAGUAUCCAGCUGGGAGCUCCCAGAGAUGAAAUCUGGGCAGAUUCAGGUGAUUAGUGAUUCAGAUGGUGUGAAUUACCCCUGGUACGGGUGCACCACUGAGAUGUACGUGAUAGUGGGUCCCACUAAGAAGAGCACCAAACUCAUCGUCAGCAUGAAUGACAACUUCUGCCCAAGUGUGACGUGGAGUGUCCCAGUGGGCACCACCAGCAGUCCAGCUCUCCUGAGCUCCAUCCAGAGGGACCAACGCUUCACCACAUGGCUCGUGGCCAUGAACGAAACCACGGCUGAGAUGGUGCUACUCCGAACCAUCCGCUGGAGGAUGCAGCUCUGCAUUAAAGUGGAUCCAAUGAAGCCUCAGGGUCAAAGAGCCAUAGUUGUGGAGCCACUGAUCCAGGAACAGCCGCAAAUCUUGGUCAGAAAUGAACCUAUCCCGACAAACGCCUUGCUUAAGCCUAAUGCCAAUGAUGUUGAGGUUCUAAUGUGGCGGCCUAGAAAUGGGGAGCCUAUUGUGGUCAUACCCCCAAAAUAUUUAUCCAAUGAAGGAUAUUUACUUCCAGCUUGAAGUAAGAUGAUUCAGUAAUGCUCAGUUAAAUGAAGAAUGGCGUGGAGUGAGUAUGAGAAUGAUAGUCA
This is a messenger RNA of Carassius auratus (goldfish), 2037 nucleotides long. RefSeq names its product protein FAM78A-like. The coding region runs from base 1151 to 1969 and encodes 272 amino acids. The transcript is spliced from 2 exons. NCBI's taxonomy places the organism in Eukaryota, Metazoa, Chordata, Actinopteri, Cypriniformes, Cyprinidae. The record is from RefSeq and is a predicted model, not a curated record.